This is a messenger RNA of Molossus molossus (Pallas's mastiff bat), 3284 nucleotides long. It is a transcript of the gene WDR49, whose product is annotated as WD repeat domain 49. Gene Ontology annotation, molecular function: protein binding; calcium ion binding. Lineage: Eukaryota; Metazoa; Chordata; Mammalia; Chiroptera; Molossidae. The record is from RefSeq and is a predicted model, not a curated record. Bases 165 to 3284 code for a protein of 1039 amino acids. The transcript is spliced from 19 exons.
GGAAUCCUCAACACAACACCAUAAGCAGCAAGAGGUUGGGACUGGCCUGAAAGAUGAACCAGACAGAUUAUUGCUCCGAAAAAAUAGUAAAGCCCUCGGGACACCUGUUGAAGGGAGAAAACCACAGAAACAGUUGACGUCUUCCGAAAAGAGGUGAAGCUAGGAUGAGACGCCGGAGUGCUGCACCGGGGUUGGACCAGGGGUCCCAGCCUGGGCCAGAGCGAACGGAACGGGGAGACCACGGCACCGCCCUACUUGAAAACCAACUCAGUGCAGGCGACUUGGUCAAAAUCCAGAGGGCCUUCGAGCCCCCAGAGCCAAGUCAAUCCAUUUGCAUGACCAGAGAAGAGUUCACGCAGAGGAUGACAGAGACUGUUGGUUGGGGCCCACGGGAAGAAUAUGGGAAGCUCUUUGACAAGGUGGAUGUGGCCCAGGACGGCUUCAUUAAUUGGGACAAACUUUCUUCAUUUUUGCUGUUAACACUUUAUGAGAAUGAUGAACGUGCAAAGGCAACUGUGGUUCCCCAGUGGAAAGACCUCGAAUUCCUCCCAGUGAAACACAAGGACACCAUUCAAAAGGUCAUUUUCUUGAAGAGUUCCAGUCGCUAUGUGACCAUCAGUAAGGACGGUUUGUUAGGCAUUUGGGGAGAGAAUCUAAAGCUGCAAGAAACACUUCCUAUCACUUCAGAUGCCACCAAGCUGAAACACCUGUGGGUGACAAGUCUGGUUUCUCUGGAAAAUGUAAACAAGAUAGCGGUGGCUUUUACAAGUAAAGAGAUUUGUUUUUAUGAUCUGCUGUCCAAAGAACAAUUUCCUUGCCAAUAUAAACUCCAAGGCCUGAAAGGAACACCAAUUUGCAUGGAUUAUUGGUAUGACCCUCUUGAUGCCAAUGAAGCAAUUCUGUCUUUUGGGGACAUAACUGGAAAGGUUCAGGCAAUUGUUUUCACAACGGCCUUGCUUUCCCUGUUUGAGCGUCCCGCUAGUGCCUGUGAAGACGAAGAAGCCACUGUGGCCAUUAAUUGGGCGGAACUGCUCUCUGGAUAUCAUAAAUGUUGCUAUACAUUAGAGCACAAACUUCAUCAUGGAGCUUGGGUCAGGCAAGUUACUUACAGUGCCUCUUUAGAUGUUAUCAUUUCCAGCACAACCAACAAUACAAAUACAGUGGUGCUGGCUUGGAGAGAGAAAUCAAAACAGCAUCUUCGAAUGACAUCCUUCAGCAUCGCCCAGGGCAUUCAUGCUUUUGAUUACCACUCUCGACUCAAUUUAAUUGCCACUGCCGGCAUUAACAAUAAAGUUUGCCUGUGGAACCCCUAUGUUGUCUCUAAGCCAGCCGGAGUGCUGUGGGGUCACUCUGCCAGUGUGAUAGCUGUACAGUUCUUUGCUGCAAGAAAACAACUCUUCAGCUUCUCCAAAGAUAAAGUUUUGAGACUCUGGGAUAUUCAGCACCAGCUAUCCAUCCAGAGGAUAACAUGUCCUUUCCCCAAAAGUCAGGACUUCAGAUGCCUCUUCCACUUUGAUGAAGCCCACUGCCGACUUUUCAUCUCAUUCAAUCACCAGCUAGCAUUGUUGGCCAUGGAAAGGGAAGCCGGCAAGAGGGUGAAAAGCCACAAGAACGCAAUCACGUGUGUUCUGUACAAUUCGGUCUUGAGGCAGGUAAUCAGCUCUGAUGUGGGGUCAACUGUUUCUUUCUGGAUGAUAGACACUGGGCAGAAAAUCAAACAAUUUACUGGUUGCCAUGGAAAUGCAGAAAUCAGCACCAUGGCCCUUAAUGCAAAUGAGACGCGGCUUUUGACUGGCAGCACAGAUGGGACUCUCAAGGUAUGGGACUUCAAUGGAUAUUGUCACCACACACUGAAUGUUGGGCAAGAGGGAACUGUGAAUAUUUCACAGAUCCUGGUUCUUAAGACGACAAUACUGGUUACAGGCUGGGACAGGGCAUUGACUGUGUUUCGACCUCGGAACAGCAAGCAGUUUUCCGUCCAGCCCGAGGAAUGGAAGGGAGGAACGCAGCACCGACACAAUGUCGUGUGUGCUGCAUUUUUGCCUCCGCAAACUCUCGCUACAGGGAGUUACGAUGGAGAAAUCAUUCUGUGGAACAACAGCACAGAAAAUGCUCACUCUGUUCUUCACCCUGAUUACCAGCGGCUGCUAAAAUCAAAAUCUGACACAGAGCCUCAGAAGCUCCUCAGUGCUGGGAGGAGCUGCGCCAGCCACCCCACCGCAGACCAGGCUACCCUGAGAGCCAGCUCCUUUGAGACUGGCACUGAAAGCAAUAAUGCUGUUAUGAGGCUUUGCUUCCUUGAAGCAAGAAAACACACUGCAACCACAGGAGGUGCUAACUUGGUGUCGUGUGGAGGAUCUGGGUAUGUCAGAUUCUGGGAUACAAUUAAGAAGCAACUUCUGGGAGAAUUUUUGGCUCACAGUGGAGUUGGAUCUAUCAUUAUGGCUACUGAUAGAUCGAAUCGAUACCUCACCACAGGAGAUCUUGAUGGAUGGCUGAAAAUCUGGAAUAUAGAGGAGUACUGUCUUAAUUUUAGUAAGAGCAAGAUCACACAGGCCCCAGCCCUGAUUAGAUCGUUCCAGCCUCACGAAGACCAGGUCAGUUCCUUGGAGAUGUGCGAGGCGGGCGGCAGCUCCCUGGUCGUGUCCUCCUCGGCCGACUGCAGCGUGUGCGUGACUGAUGUCUGCGGCGCGCCGGUGUGCAUCUUCGGUCAGGCAAAGCAUUGGCAAAUCCGAAGCUGUUUUCCUCUCCCAAAGAAGGAUAACAAUUUAAUGGAAAGUGAGAUUCAAGAAGAAAGCAUAAAGGAAAUUCCUUUACUUUCUAAGGAGGAAUCAUGUUUAGACCCAACAGAACAUUCCCUACUUGAUAAGGGGAACAAAGACGAGUCAACAUGCAAUGUCAGACCAUCAGAAGUCAUACAUUUAGGUAUAAAAUAUAAGGAGAGAAAUAUAUACAAGAAAAAAAUGCAUAACCUUUAUAACAGUGAAGUUAUACAAAACUCGUCUAGUGUCUUUAGGUCAUUAAGCAUCGGAGCCCUGAAGAAAGUACCUGAAGUGCAGAAACCGGCUCUUCUUCUAGACCCUGAGAAAUACUUCAGGGACCAGCCGGAGGAGGCGUGUGCCCACCGUCCAGCGCCCCCACCUCUCCCCGAGACUUUGAAAGCUGUAUUUGUUGAGAAAAACCUGUUUUCCAAAGACUUUCUGGAUCGCGAAAGAAGAGGCAAGCAAUUAUGUCAAGAAACAAGUAGUGAAGUGAAGAUGAAAAGAAAUAAGAAGCAAUUAUAA